Molecule: messenger RNA, 1909 nt
Organism: Caenorhabditis sp. 36 PRJEB53466
Lineage: Eukaryota; Metazoa; Nematoda; Chromadorea; Rhabditida; Rhabditidae
Source: the annotation of a GenBank genome assembly
AUGAAUACGCCAUUUGGCCGCCGAGGCCACGCCCAUAUUGUCAGCUCUGGAGACCGUGGCGCGUCUUCCUAAAAAAAACGCUUUUGUCGGACUUUCAGUGCACGAGGUCGGAGAGGUUCUCUCGUUGGCGUUCCGCUUCGACUACCCGCAACUGAAGAAGAAGUGCGAGUAUUAUCUGAUGAACGAGCCAGAGUCCGAGUGGUUCCAGAAGUUGGCCUUUGCCGAUCUUUAUGAUCUUCCGUUGCUCAGAGUGAGUUCGGUCUCUUGUACUAUGGUAUCCUAAACACUUUUUCUUUAGCAACACGUGCUCGACAACACGGUCGGCCUUCGUCAAAUCUGCAAACACCUCCAUUACCACCGCUUCCUCUCCACCGAAACGCUGCGCUCGAUUCUGGCGAAGGCGCUCGAGAUGAGCGAUCUGAAGCAGUUCGGGGAGGAGCCGCCGAGUGGUUGGCAGACGCCGUGCCUCCACAAGAUCACCGAAAACCGGUGGGAACGGCUGAAACGCGUGCCGGUGGUCGGAGGGAUCGUCGGCGAACCGGAUGUGACUGAGGCCGUCGAGAAGUUCGAGAGCACUUUUAUGCCGAAACACUUUGGCGUCGAGCUCAUCACUCCACACUUCUCGUUUGCCGAGAAGAAGUUGAAAUGAGUCGCGUUUCGCUCUCGAGCUACAGUAGCACUUUACAGUCUGUUCAACUACAAUAUCCAACUGGGACCGGAUCAUCGUCUGCUCUACAAGCUCGAGUGGAACAACGUGCAGCCGGCGAAUCUUGUGUGGUCCGUCGACGCGACCGUCCUCAUCCGCAUGCAAUAUCUGGGCAGCCGUACCUGGGAGCACUCGGAGCGCGUCUGCUUCGACUACGACCAUCAGUCGAUCUUCUUCGACGGACUGCUUAUUUAGAAGGUGUUCCCCGGCGGCGUCGAGCAUCUUCUCGACGGCCCUUUGACAAGUGGGAGGGUCUGAAAGUGAUCAAACUGUUCCAAUUCGAUCAUCGCUACCUGGAUUCGAACUUGAAUUUGAACGUGCAAGGACACGAUUUCUACGUGCGCUCCAAGACGGUCUUCAAGGAGAUUCCGGCGCUCCGUGAGUAUUUGGAGCAGAAUUUCGAGGCGGGAACGAAGCAAUAUGUGAUUAGUGAUUUGCAAGGAGAGAAGAGCAUGCCCGCGUUCGAGACCAUGCUCCAGGUCGCCUUCCGAUGCAGUUUCAUCACCAAUUGUGAGUCACGUCUCACGGUCUUCAGAGCUGAGAAUGGGCGCAAGUGCGCCCCGCCCAAUAGAGCGAUACAUUGGCGCGAAAUUCAAAUUUUAACAGCAAAAUUUGUGUUUUUUGCCAGAUUAGCCACGAAAAACCGAUAAUUUUUCAUUUGUCUCUCGAAAGACCUAUUUUGUAGACUAAUACGAAUUUUUUAAGCGCAAGAGCGUUAAAUUUGGUCAAGUCGCAAAUCACAUUUAUCCGUUUGAAGGUUUUUCGCUAAAACUGCGUGAAUUUCAGUUGUUUUUCGGUAGUUUUCGCGGUUCGAGCGCUCAAAAUGCUUGUAUUUACGUGAUUUAUCAUUCUCAAAACCAAUUCUGUCUGAAAACGGUCAAGAAAGCGCAAAAUGAGAAGUGCGGUUUUUAGGCGGCGAUCGGCGGCGAAGGCGAAAAAACGAAAUCCGCGAAAAAUGCGCCAAAACUUCAUUAAUUCUGAGAAUUAGUGUAUGUGUGUGUGUGUGUUUUGUCGAACAAUAGUUUUUCAUCGCCUUUGACCACAAAAAUCAGAGAAAACCUGCUCAAUUCAUGAAAACGCCAUUUGGCCGAGGCCACGCCCAUAUUGUCAGCUCUGGAGACCGUGUGCCGGUAAUCUACGAAAAAAUAAAGUUGAUUGGUUGAAACAUGGCUUGGACAUUUCCACAGGCAAUUUUCAGAUUAG